UAAGACUGAGACACACCGACAGUCUCUGAGAGUCUCAGUGAAGAUGCGGCACCUCCUCCUCCUUCUCAUCCUCCUGUCCUGUGUUUCCAUGGGCGUAGCAGUGGCCGGUUGCCGCAGUGACCGGGACAGGGACCACUGGCCCAGGGAGAACUGCACAGCAGCCGGCUUCAGCGCCGUCCCAGUGGGGCUUGAACGUACGACAAUGGUCCUGUUGUUUCCCAGUAACCUGUUCUCCAGUCUGUCCUGGUCCUCCUUCCAGGUCUUCCCAGAGAUCUAUGAGAUCGACCUCACAGGAAACAAGGUUCCAGAGGUAACCCCGACUGCUAGUCCCAUUCUCCCCACACUUAGUGUCCUCAGGCUGGGGUCAAACCGUCUGACCUCCCUCCCUGACGGCUCCUUCUCUGCCUGCCCAGGUCUGACUGGACUCUACCUGGAAAACAACGCUAUCAACUCUCUGAGUGAUCACACCUUUUCUGGACUCACUAAGCUGAAGACCCUGGACCUGUCAUCUAAUCACAUCAAGGUGCUUCCUCAAAGUAUGCUUCACCCCCUCCCAACCAUAGAAACUCUCUACCUGGAGAAUAACAAGAUCAGCGUGAUGCCCGAUGAAUGGUUCAGCCAAAAGGAGGAGGUACCUUAUCUCUACCUCUCAGCCAAUCCCUGGUCAUGCACCUGCUCCCUUGGUUAUUUGCGCAGGUACCUUGAUGACUAUGAAUUCAACGUCUAUGUGCGGGAUGGUCCCGAAAUCAAGCCGGGUGUAGAAAGAGUGGUGUGUGACUCUCCCCAGCAGCACAAAGGUACACCUGUAACAAGUCUGGAAAAAUCCGAUCUGUGUUCAGCAUCUCGUGAACGAGGAGAUUUCUACCAGCCAAAUACUCUGUACUCUUUUCAUCCAUCAACCUCUCCUCCAGACCCUGCUCCUUCUACUUCUUCUCCUCUCGAUUCCACAACAUUUGUAGAUUUAUACACAAUGCAAGCAGCAAUCACAAGUUCCUGGUAUGAAGUCAUCACCAGCUUUAUUGAAUGGUCAGAGUAUCCACACAAAGAGAUAACAACAGAAACAUCAGUUGGGUUUCAUGACUUGACCACUCAUUCUACUACAUCUACUGCCAGACAUUUGACUAAAACUCAAACAACACCUGUUGAAACAACCACAACUGUUGCUGUAACUACAACACUUCCAACAACAACAGUGAAACUAGUCACAACCACCACCACUGAGGCUACCACAGCCUCUGAGGCACUCACCACCACUAAAUCCAGCCCCGAUGAAAAACAGGAACGUGAAAAACCUAUUUCUUCCAGGUCUGCAGGGGUGUUCUGCAUUUGGCUGUUUGUGGGCUGCCUGGUGCUCUGUGUGGCAUCAGCUGCAUGUAUAUUGGCAACUCUAGCUAGUAUGGUCAUCUGGUACAGGAGAGUGUAUAAGCCUCUAUGUUUGCGGUUAGCGAGGAGAAGAGGAGGAAGUGAAGGACUGAUGCUGUUAACAUACAACAGGGUGGAAGGGAAGGGAGUGGGAGGCGAAGGAGUAAUGGCGCUUUAUCGCUCUGUUCUUUUGGUCCACAGAGAGGCAGGAGAAGGUAUGCAAAGCGAAGAUGUAGGUGAAGGAGGGGAAGGAGACAGGAAACAAGGGCAGCUUGUCAUUCUAAAACCCGCAGGUGGAGGAGCAACAAGGGAGGAAGAAGGAGAAAGAGAUGGGAAGGAGGAGCGAGCAGUAUAUAAGAAGACUUUGUACCGUCUGUUAAGCAAAGAGGAGGAGAUAGAGGGAUGGAGGGAUGUGGUGGAGGAGUGCAGAGUGUCUGAAGAAGAUGGAGGUCAAAAAGGAUAUCGGGGGAUAGAAAGAGAGAGGAGCAGAGGUGGAGAAGGAGUGUCCAAAAAGCGCUACAGUGUGAUUCUGAGGGAGGAGAGACAGGAUGUGGGGGGCGGUAAAGAAGAGUUGGACUGGGUGGUGGGAGGGUGGGAAGUGAAACGAGGAGGGGCGGAGACAGAAGAAGAGCCAAGGAGCAGCUGGGGGGAGUGGCUGGCACACUAUUUACCCAGCAUGCCGUGGGGAGUUACCACACCUCCUGAGGCCGAGGCAGCCCUCUGAUGUCAUCAGUGGAAAAGAACCUUUAGUGUUUUGAAAAACUUGUAUGCUAAAUCAACUGAUACUUGAAAUAUUCAAGUUUUUAUUCACUUUCAGUCCCCUUCUGCACUCCUGUAGCUCAGUCCAAUUCUUACGUUCAUUUUUCAGGUCUUCAGUGUGCAUUUUUAUGCUGAUGACACCAUCUUUUUCUGCCAUCUGACUAAAAAUACUCAAAGAAGGCUUCACUAAAUAUGACAUGUUUGGAUUACCUGCAGACCCCGCUGUUAAUUAAAACCACCAACAAAUUGCGCUGAGUUUCCUAAUCCAGUCAAACUUAAUAAAUACUUCUUAUUUGACUAGCAAGCAAAAAGACCUACAGAUCUCAUGCUAAACAUUAACCUCGCCUUGCUUAAAAAGAACAGCUUGAUUCAUCUUUAACUCAUUAUCAUUAUUAUACAAUUCACUGUACUGUUGCCAAAAUGAGAAAUUAAUUAGAGAUGUCAAAGAUACAAAGAAAAGGGUCAAACGAGGUUCAAAAGUGAAAGCUCAGUAGAUGAAAAGCACUUUGACGUUAUUUGAAUGUCAUUUUAAUGAAUAUGUAUUUGUACAACUGCAACUUUAGCCAUAACAUACAUACAGUACAGUAAUAUACUGUUGAACAAAUCACCAUACCAUUUAUCAUCAUGGUAAAAUUGUUAGAGACUAUAACCUCCAGGCCAAUAAAGAUAAGCUCACCAUGUGCCACAAGAUGGGAUAAAAGUCCUUUAACAUGUGAACAUUGCAUCGCCGUCUGACCACAAGAACUAUCAAAUAUUGAUGUAAUCUACUGAAAAGAAUGAAAAUAAUUCAUAAAUGAAAAUACAUAAAAAUGUUUAUUAAUGCUAUGCAAUUAUUAUGUAUACACGACUUCAGAAUUGUUUAUUUGUCUUAAAAUUAUGUAAUAAAGACAUCAUGUUGUGGUUUAAAA
This is a messenger RNA of Neolamprologus brichardi, 3029 nucleotides long. It is a transcript of the gene gp1ba, whose product is annotated as glycoprotein Ib platelet subunit alpha. Lineage: Eukaryota; Metazoa; Chordata; Actinopteri; Cichliformes; Cichlidae. Gene Ontology annotation, cellular component: plasma membrane. The record is from RefSeq and is a predicted model, not a curated record. Gene Ontology annotation, molecular function: protein binding.